AUGUCUCAACUACAAGAACAACAACAACAACAGCAGAGUAACAGUAGUAAUAGUAGUAAUGUACAAGGCAAUGGCAGUCCACCACCAAUAGAAGGUGACGAAGACACCGAUAUCACCGAUGUUUUACAAGAACAAUUACAAUUGGAAAUGAUGAAUGCUAUAACUACUUUUACUACUAGUAGUACAACUGCUGCUGCUGCUGCUACAACUACAGUUGAUAAUAGUAAUAGUAAUAAUAAUAUACCAGCUGUUGAAGAAAUAACAACUCCUACUACAACUACAACAACUACAACAACUAAUCAACCACCUUCUCCACCACCACAACCAAAAGAAAUUGGUACACUUUUAGAUUAUUGUUUUGAUUAUAUAUUACAAAACUUGGAGAAUGAAGAGAUUAAGGGUUUGUGCGAUCAGAUACCAACUCCGUUAAAAGAGAACCUAUUCUCUGAUUAUACAUCUAAAAUAUCAAAUUUACCACCUUCAUCUCCGUUCCCGAUAACGUCGUAUCCCGAAGACCGAUACAGAGACGUGCAACUAGUCAAUCGUAUCACAUGUCAGCGUGUCAUCCCACUUUGUUUUGCCAUGUGGAGCUCGCUCGACUACAAAUACGAAAAGGUGCGAAAGCUCAUUGAAGAAGAGUCGUGCGAUGUCAACGAGAGUGAUCUCGAGGGCUUUUGUCCGCUCCAUUAUGCUGCCAUCUAUGGUCGUAUCGAUGCAUGCAAACUACUUCUCAAGCAUGGUGCCGAUUGCACUAGAAAGAAUAACUUUGGUAAAACUCCUGCCGAUUUGGCUCAGGAUGUAAAAGUUCAACAAAUGAUCAAAUUGAGAGCAUUUUUGUUUAAAAAGGAAGAAGUUAAAGAGAUGGAACAAGAUUUAUUGGCCAAAAGAAAACAUUUUGAAGAAUUUAAGAGAAGAAAGUUGAUAGAAGACUUUCAACAAUUCUCAAAUGGAUUACAAAAGAAAGGUAUUGAAAGUAGGAAACCACUUCAUCAUUCAAUUUCAAUCAUUCAUUUAAAUAAUAAUAAUAAUCAUAUUGGUAAUAAUAAUAAUAAUAAUAAUAUUAAUAAUAAUAAUAAUAAUAAUGGUAAUGGACAACAACAACAACAACCAACUUCAUUAUUACAAACAUCAGCUCAUUUAAUUCAACCUACUGCAACUCUACCAAUCCAUUUGAAUGAUCCUUCUACUUCAUCUUCACAAUCAUCAUCAUCAUCAUCAUCUACUAGUAGUAUUGAAAAUGGUAGUAAUAUCUCAACGCCAACCUUUUUGGAACAACAACAACAAACAACUACCAUUUCAACCAACACCGACACCACAACAGAAACCAUCAAUGUAAAUAAUAAUAAUAAUAAUAAUAAUCAAUCCAACAGUAAUUCUUUAUCUUGUUUAGAUCCAUCUUUAUCUUCUUCAUCUUCAUCUUUAUCUUCAUCACCAUCAUCAACAUCAACCAUAAAUAAUGACAAUGUAUUUUCUAUGAAUAAUAAUAGCAAUAAUCCAUUUAGAACACUUAUUGCUCAAAUCGAUCUACCUCAACCUACUAGUCAGUCACCAUUACUCAACAACCACCAUCAUCCUUCUAUCCACAUUCAUCACCAAAGUUCGGCGUCCAUCUCACAAGUCACCCACUCACUUGGUAAUCUUACCAUUGCCAUUCCAAGAAGCAGACCUAGUAAUAGUGCCGGUCCACUACCACCCCAAAAUAAUUCUCCUCUAGAUGAUUCUCCUCAAAGUAAUGAUGGAGUUGGAGUAGGAGGUGACCAGCAUACGACGACGACGACCACAACAACUUCUACAAACAACUCUUCUUCUUCUAAAUAA
Cavenderia fasciculata is the source of this 1818-nucleotide messenger RNA. RefSeq lists its product as uncharacterized. The coding region runs from base 1 to 1818 and encodes 605 amino acids. The transcript is spliced from 2 exons. Gene Ontology annotation, molecular function: protein binding. NCBI's taxonomy places the organism in Eukaryota, Evosea, Eumycetozoa, Acytosteliales, Cavenderiaceae. The record is from RefSeq and is a predicted model, not a curated record.